This is a messenger RNA of Cloeon dipterum, 3320 nucleotides long. It is a transcript of the gene Tsp, whose product is annotated as Thrombospondin. Gene Ontology annotation, cellular component: extracellular region. Lineage: Eukaryota; Metazoa; Arthropoda; Insecta; Ephemeroptera; Baetidae. The transcript has 21 exons. Bases 87 to 3221 code for a protein of 1044 amino acids. The record is from RefSeq and is a predicted model, not a curated record. Gene Ontology annotation, biological process: cell adhesion. Gene Ontology annotation, molecular function: calcium ion binding.
UGAACAAGCGUCGAGGUUUAAUCGCUGUGCGCCGGCCGAGCUGCCAAGAGCUGAUCCUCUGGGACGCUCUAAUCGGACAGCGAGCCAUGCAUCCCCUUACGCUGUUCCCCGCACUGCUCGCCCUCCAGGCGGGGCUUGUCGCCACCAUGAGCGUCGACGACGGCAUGACAAAGAGACUGGAGGAAGCUGUGCAGGGGGAGUCGUUCGUCAUCAGCUUGAAGCACCUGGAGCCACGCAAAUCGGCUCCAAAGCACCGUCAACAGGAGCCCCUGUUCGCUCUCGUCUUUUCGGGCUCCGACCAAAAAAUGACGCUGCUCUUGGACAGACACUCCAAGCAAGUGCUGGUGGAGACGUGGACCGGCGGCGACGACAGCGUGACGAGCAGAUUUGCAGCAUCGCAGCAUUUGAAUGACGACGCCAUCAUCAAGUCGGUGGUGCUGGACGUGCAGGUCAAUGGCCCGUUGACCCUGUUUGUUGACUGCCACAAGGUCGGCUCCAUUGCCAUCCCUCGCACCGUCGGCCAUAUGUUCGAGCGCUCCAAGCGCCUACACGUGACUCGAGACAAACGAUUCAAAAUGGCGAUUCACACCAAAACUACGGUUGGAAGUGUUCUUUCAGAAAUGCAUUGCACCUCACCACAUCAUUUGGACAAAAUGCAAGCGGACGAGGUACCACCAGGAAACAGUGUCUACACUUACAGAAGGGGAGACAUUCCGUUGAUGCAUGAAAUUGAAGAAAAAGAGUCGCUGCUCGUGAAAGCGCUGUUGGAACUGAUCAACACCGUCAAGUCUCUCAAAGACGAAUCCGUGCAACAAACCAAUGAAAUGAGAAGUUUGAGGGAAGUGCUCGAGAAUUGUGAGAUGUGUCACGCAGCUCCCCCGCCGCGACGGCCCAUGUGCAGUGACAACCCGCCGCCGUGCUACCCGGGCGCCCAGUGUCAGGACACGGAGGGCGGGCCGGUGUGCGGUCGGUGUCCGCGCGGCUACGUGGGUGACGGACGCCAGUGCCGGCCUGGACAGACGUGCGAGGACAGGCCGUGCUUCGCGGGCGUGCGCUGCUUCGACACGGUGGACGGCUUCCAGUGUGGCCCAUGCCCGCCGACGCACGUCGGCGACGGCGUCAGGUGUAAGCCUCGCAACGCUUGUGAGCAGAACCCGUGUCCGCAGGGCGUCCGGUGCGAGAGCUCCGAGCAGCCGCCUUACUACCGCUGUCAGCCCUGUCCGCAAGGCAGCGAGAGCAGGGAUGGACGCAACUGCCAGGACAUCAAUGAGUGCGAACUGGCGCGGCCGUGUGACCCCCGCGUGCGCUGCCAAAACUUGAGCCCUGGAUUCAGGUGCGAUCCUUGCCCGACUGGAUUCACCGGCAGCUCCGGUGUGCAGGGCGUGGGCUUGGAAGAUGCCAGGAGGGUGCGGCAGCAGUGCCACGACAUCGAUGAGUGCGCCGACGGCAGGAACGGCGGCUGCGUGCCCAAUUCCCAGUGCAUAAACUCUGAGGGUUCAUUCAGGUGCGGCCCUUGCAACCGAGGAUUCAUCGGCAACCAGACCAUGGGUUGCCACAACACGCCAGGCAUGUGCAUGGACGGCACCGUUUGCCACGAAAACGCCGAGUGCGUUCGAUUCCACGGCACAAAUUCGUUCUCUUGCAGAUGCAAAGUCGGUUGGGCUGGCGACGGCAGGGUGUGCGGCCCGGACAGCGAUUUAGACAGAUGGCCGGAUCGCGAUCUAGGCUGCGCCGACCCCAAGUGCAAAAAGGACAACUGCGUCAACGUGCCUAAUUCCGGGCAAGAGGACGCGGACGGCGACCGUAUUGGAGACGCGUGCGAUGCUGACGCAGAUAAUGAUGGCAUUCUCAACAACCCGGACAACUGCCCUCUGGUUCACAACCCUGGGCAAGAAGACUCGGACCCUGAUGGCGAAGACCGACAGGGCGACGCGUGCGACAACUGUCCAAUGGUGAUCAACGUCGAUCAAGAGGACACCGACAAAGACGGCUUGGGUGACGCAUGCGACCCUGAUAUAGACAACGAUGGUAUUCCAAACCAGCAAGACAACUGCCCGAAGAAGGCGAACCGCGACCAGCAGGAUCAGGACCGCGACGGCGUCGGCGACGCUUGUGACAACUGCCCGUCAGUGCCAAACCCAGAUCAGUCGGACAGCGACAGCGACUUGGUGGGCGACGCGUGCGAAAGCAGUCAGGAUAGAGACAGGGACGGCAUUCACGACGACAAGGACAACUGCCCCCGCGUGGCGAACAGCGACCAACUGGACACCGACAACGACGGCAAGGGAGACGAGUGCGACACGGAUGACGACAACGAUAGCAUCCCCGAUCUCCGCGACAACUGCCCUCUGAUGUACAAUCCGGGCCAGGAGGAUCUCGACCGUAAUGGCGUUGGUGAUUUGUGCCAGGACGACUUCGAUGGCGACGACGUUCCCAAUUACCUGGACAACUGCCCAAACAACUCGAAAAUACACUCAACUGACUUUAGAACGUACCAAACCGUGGUGCUCGACCCCGAGGGCGAUUCACAAAUCGAUCCCAACUGGGUGAUUUUCAACAAAGGCGCGGAAAUUGUGCAGAUGAUGAACAGCGAUCCCGGACUGGCAGUCGGCUAUGCUGCGUUUGGCGGAGUCGAUUUUGAGGGUACCUUCUUUGUCGACACGGAAAUUGAUGACGAUUACGUUGGGUUUAUAUUUAGCUAUCAAGACAACCAGAAAUUCUACACUGUCAUGUGGAAAAAGAACACGCAGACCUACUGGCAAGCCACUCCAUUCAGAGCGGUAGCAGAGCCGGGAAUUCAGUUGAAACUUGUGCACUCGAGCACUGGCCCGGGUCAAAUGCUGCGGAACUCCCUUUGGCACACCGGGGACACUGAGGACCAGGUGAAACUAUUGUGGAAGGAUCCAAGGAACGUGGGCUGGAAGGAAAAGGUGGCGUACAGGUGGCUCCUACUUCACAGGCCCAAGAUUGGACUCAUCCGACUGCGCAUUUUUGAGGGGGAAAACAUGGUGGCCGACUCAGGCAACGUGUUCGACUCAUCCCUGAAGGGCGGACGGCUGGGCGUGUUCUGCUUCUCGCAAGAGAUGAUUAUUUGGUCUGAUUUGGUCUACCGUUGCAACAAUAACGUUCCCGAAUCGAUUUACCGAGAACUGCCACCAAGGCUGCAACAAGAGGUGGACAUCGACAUGACUUUGCCACCGCGAAGGGUCGCUGCAAACUAAAAUUUGCUAGAGAAAUACUAAAAAAUCGUUUUGUGUUCUUCUACCAUUAAUUAUGAUUUUGAGUCUUCAAUAAAAUCACCGCGCGAUGCCUUAAAAAAA